Messenger RNA from Chionomys nivalis (European snow vole), 1125 nucleotides. RefSeq names its product ankyrin repeat domain 33 (gene Ankrd33). Gene Ontology annotation, molecular function: protein binding. The record is from RefSeq and is a predicted model, not a curated record. NCBI's taxonomy places the organism in Eukaryota, Metazoa, Chordata, Mammalia, Rodentia, Cricetidae. Gene Ontology annotation, biological process: negative regulation of transcription by RNA polymerase II; negative regulation of transcription regulatory region DNA binding. The transcript is spliced from 4 exons. The coding region runs from base 1 to 1125 and encodes 374 amino acids.
AUGUCUGAGGCACCAUCCUGUUCCAGCAAUGAGACUCCUACCCCUGUUUGUGAUCUGAAGACCCUGUAUUGGGCCUGUGUCCACAAUGACCCCGCUGAGCUUCAAGCAAGGCUGGAUGUCGGGGUCUGCCCAGAGGAGGUUUCCCAGACGGACAGCAAUGGGAGGACAGGCCUCAUGGUGGCAUGCUACCAUGGCUUUGGCACCAUUGUGGCUCUGCUCAGCUGCUGUCCUUUCCUGGAUGUGAACCAACAGGACAAAGAUGGAAACACAGCCCUCAUGUUGGCUGCUCAAGCAGGUCAUAUGCCUCUGGUGACUCUCCUACUCAACUACUUCGCUGGCCUGGACCUGGAGCGCAGAGACCAGCGGGGGCUCACAGCUCUGAUGAAGGCUGCCAUUCGAGACCGCUCCGAAUGUGUGGUUGCCCUCCUGAUGGCCGGUGCUGACCUGAACUCCGUGGAUCUGGUCCGUGGCAAGACAGCCUUGGAGUGGGCCGUUCUGACUGACAGCUUCAACACAGUGCAGAGGAUCCGGCAGCUGCUUAGGCGGCCCCAGGCAGAACAGCUCAGUCUGCAGUACCAGCCAGAGUGGCCAGCCUUGGCCCAGCUUGUGGCCCAGGCCCAGGCUGCCCCAUCCCUCCUAGAGAGGCUGCAGGCUACAUUGAGUCUCUCUUUUGCUGAGUGUCCACAGGAAGGGGGGGUUCUGGACCACUUUGUGACGGUCACCACCAGCUUGGCCAGUCCCUUCCUCACCACGGCCUGCCUCCCACUGUGCCCUGACCACCCACCCAGGCUAGGCACUCGAGGCAAGUCAGUGCCCGAGCUGUUGGGUACUGUCCCUGCCCCUCCCCCAGAACCCCAUCCUCCUCAGGUUGUCCCUGUUCCCCAGGUCUGUGUCCCCUACCAGAGCCCUCCAAGUAUGUUCUCCCAGUGGCUCCAGUCCAGGGACAGCACUGGUACAAGGUCACAAGUCCCCAAGAUCCUCCUCUCCAAGGCACCCUCUCCCGCUAGGCAGUAUGAGUUGAUACUCAGGCCUGCAGGGCCGCAAAGUCUGGCUCUUCCCCUAUGGAGAUACCAGGAGAGGAAGAAGCAGGAGGAAGGAGCAAAGAACCAUGGGGUGGCGGGCUAA